UACGUGUAUUGACACGCUUAUGUCGCACUUCGAACGACAUGUCCAAAUGAAUCUUCUCAGUUUUCAAGAUCCUCAGGAUUCACGGGCUACUACAGGAAGACUUGCUACAACUAAUCAAGUGCAAGCCUCUUCUUCAACAUCAGACGAUGCGGUCUCGCAGAAAUUAGAUCGACUAACACAGCAUAUGAUGCAGCUUCAGGAGGUGCUAACUCAAUUUGUGACGUUUAGCGUCGACACAGCGUCUAGGAGGCAUACGAAUCAACACACAGAAAGCGUCAUGAGGGAGUCAGUUCCAGUUCCAGGGGUGCUUCGCCGAUCGUUAAACGAAUCACGAAGUCCAGUACUUGCUUCACUGGCACCUGCACAAGCAGUUAAGCUGUUGUCAUCUCAAAUUCCGGAUUUUAAAGGAUCCGAGGACGAAGACGUAUCUCUGUGGAUAGAAAACGUUGAGCAGGUGGCUCGGAUACAUGGGGUCUCAGAAGAUGUCACUCUGUUAGCAGCAACGGUUUGCGCAAUACGGCAACUGCAUUGAAGGCCUCCACUGUCGACCAGUUCCUGAAAGAAAUGCACCGGGUGACGGUAAUGAGUGCGGAUAUGCUGAAAAGGCCGUAUUCUUCAACGAAUAAAUCAGUCAAAGCAAAGACAACGACGGACGCCA
Molecule: messenger RNA, 658 nt
Organism: Pseudomyrmex gracilis
Lineage: Eukaryota; Metazoa; Arthropoda; Insecta; Hymenoptera; Formicidae
Exons: 2
Coding region: 20-532 (170 amino acids)
Source: RefSeq, a predicted model, not a curated record